Molecule: messenger RNA, 1020 nt
Organism: Brassica oleracea var. oleracea
Lineage: Eukaryota; Viridiplantae; Streptophyta; Magnoliopsida; Brassicales; Brassicaceae
Product: probable calcium-binding protein CML36
Exons: 1
Coding region: 131-787 (218 amino acids)
Molecular function (GO): calcium ion binding; enzyme regulator activity
Source: RefSeq, a predicted model, not a curated record
UCCCAAUGGGUAACUCAACACACUUCACUCUCCCAUUUAACCUCGCCACUGUCCUCUCCUUUCUUCUCCACUUUUAAAAAACUUUAUAUAAUUUCUCCAUCAAAAAAAAUAAAUCUUUUUAUUUCCCGCAAUGAAAUUCGCAAAACUGAAUCCAAAACGUUUGUUCAGAUCCAAAGACCGUGCAACGGUCUCUAAAUCCACCGCUUCCUCCGGAUCCGCUUCGUCUUUCUCCUCCGGCGCCGCGGACGAGUGUAAUAAUCACUCCUCCGCCGUCACCGGAGGCUCCGUCACUCCCACCAGCAUACUCCCGGAGGUCUCAGCCGUUCAUUCUCCCUACUCGUACGUCGAGAUCCUCCAGGCGUUCAAGCUGAUCGACAGAGACAACGACGGAGCCGUCUCGAGGCACGACCUGGAGUCGUUCCUCACGCGCCUCGGUCCCGAUCCUCCGACGGAGGAGGAGAUCGACGUCAUGCUCAAGGAGGUGGACUGCGACGGAGACGGUACGAUUCGCCUGGAAGAGCUCGCCAGCCGCUGCGUCGUCGUCUCCUCGGAGGAUGAUAAUAAGUCUCGCGGCUGCUCGGACGAGCUGAAGGAGACGUUCGAGUUCUUCGACGCGGAUCGCGACGGUAAGAUCUCGGCCGAGGAGCUUCUCCGAGUUUUCUCGGCCAUUGGUGACGAGCGGUGCACGUUAGAGGAGUGCGAGCGCAUGAUAGCGGCCGUUGACGAUGACGGUAACGGAUUCGUGUGCUUCGCUGAGUUCUCGAGAAUGAUGGAUCUCCAGCGAUGAUCUCUUAAUUAAUUAGUUUAUUUUGCAUUUUUUUGUUAAAUGAAGCUCUUUUUGCCCUAAUAUGAGGGUUAUGAGUAUCGUUUUGUUAAGUUUGCCUGAGAUUGGAAGAACCGAAUAAAGUUUAGUGAGAGAUUAGACUGAUUAUUCCACUUGUUAAUCUCUUUUGUUUUACGUUACUUAUUUCAAAAUCAUAUUCUAACUCAGCAAUGAAAAUAAUAGAAUCUGGAAUAAAA